Molecule: messenger RNA, 921 nt
Organism: Aspergillus candidus
Lineage: Eukaryota; Fungi; Ascomycota; Eurotiomycetes; Eurotiales; Aspergillaceae
Exons: 1
Coding region: 1-540 (179 amino acids)
Source: RefSeq, a predicted model, not a curated record
AUGUCACCCAAGCGUCUGGUCUCCCCUCCGCCCCGCCAGCGUAUGGUCUCUCCGCCCCCUCGUCGUCAGGGUCGGAUGUCUCCCAGGCGUCUUCGCUCGCCUCCGCCCCCGAUGAAGUUGAGGUCUCCGUCCAAGACUACAUUGGUCGAGCCUCAACCUACCGGCCGUCCGGAGGGUCUCAACAUCAGUGAGUUGGUCCAGCGGCCGCCCCUCACUCGCACCAAGUCGUUGCCUCGCGUCCCCAACCCCUUCUUCAACCGGCCGCAGCAUUGGAUGGACUGCCUCUGCGAAUCGCCUGAGGGCGACACGCUCCACACCCGCGGGCCCAUCGACAUCGUCGAGGGACUGGAGAAGAAGCGCCAGAAGCGAAAGGAAAAGUUCUGGCGACAACACUGCCGCAAAGCUGCGCGCGAGCAGAUGGAGCGACGCCGCGUCCCGGGCAAAGGAGCCGAACGGAUGAAGGACCUCGGCCUAGCCGUGGCCGAGCGAACCCGGGCUUACGGUGUUGGCGACAACGCGCAGCUCGUCCUUUCCGUCUAGGCUUUUGUCUCCGACGUGUGCCCUGUGCUCCUCUUGUACAUAAUUGUGUUCAACUUUACAGGUCAAACCGCUCAUUUGACAGGACCUGGUGGACUGAACUCGCUUCAUUCGCUAUUCCUUGUCAUUUCCUCGGUGGUUUGUGUCCUUCAUGUGUCCAUGUGUUUCCUUACGUGUUUGGAGGACAUUUGUUUCUGCAUUUACAGCGUGAUCCCUUUUUUAUUUUUUCUCUAUACAUAUUUUUAUUCCGCAUCACUUUCUUUUCUUUGUCAACGGUUCUUCGGUCGGAUGUUUGCAUGGGCGGUUCAAAUGGAGGAUACCCCUGCGUUGUUUUGUUGUAGUAGAUCAGACCAGACUAGGCAGAUUCUGUCAAAAUAAUCAUUC